ACCUACCUCGGCACAUCCGUCCCACCCCGCAUCCGGGGACCGGGCCAUCCGCAUAAGCGUCGGUAACAAACGCGGGGAAGAGCAAGGGUUACCUUACAUACCUUAUGCUUCGACUUGGACACUUGAGAACCUCAUGGAUGAAGUGACCUUGAUUCUCCUCUUUCCUCCUCCAUAGCCGUACCUCAUCUUAGACUUACACCCACCACCGCAUCUUAGUAUCUCACAAAACCCGCCAUCAUGCCCCCCAGACAAAAACAGCCAUGCUACGUCCUCGGCGUGGGCAUGACCAAGUUCAUCAAGCCGCGGGGCAAGGUCGACUACACCGAGCUGGGCUACGAGGCCGGGAUCAAGGCCAUGCUCGACGCACAAAUCACGUACGACGACGUGGAGCAGGGCAUCGCCUGCUACUGCUACGGCGACUCGACCUGCGGGCAGCGCGUGUUCUACCAGUUUGGCAUGACGGGAAUCCCCAUCUUCAACGUCAACAACAACUGCUCGACCGGGUCGACCGGCCUGGCCAUGGCGCGCAACACCAUCUCGGCCGGCGCCGCCGACUGCAUCCUCGUCGUCGGCUUCGAGAAGAUGAUGCCCGGCAGUUUGCAAGGGUUCUUCAACGACCGCGAGAACCCGAUAGGGACUACCUAUGCUAUGAUGGCCAAGACACGAGGCUUGACCAAGGCGCCUGGGGCGGCGCAGUUGUUUGGUAACGCCGGCCGGGAGUACAUGGAGAAGUACGGCGCCAAACCGGAGGACUUUGCCGAAAUAGCGCGCAUCAACCACGCGCACUCAGUCAACAACCCCUAUUCCCAGUUCCAAGACGUCUACACCCUCGAGCAGAUCAUGUCCUCGCCUACAAUCCACUCACCGCUCACCAAACUGCAGUGCUGCCCGACAUCAGACGGCGGCGCGGCGGCCGUGCUCGUGUCGCAGGCCUUCCUCGACGCACGCCCCCACCUCAAAGACCAAGCCGUGCUGAUCGCGGGGCAGAGCAUGACGACCGACGGGCCGAGCCUGUUCUCGCGGAGCGCGAUUGACCUAGUGGGGCGGGAGAUGACGCAGACGGCGGCGCGGGCGGCCAUGGCCGAGGCGGGCGUGACGUCGCCCGACCAUUUCGCCGUAUGCGAGCUGCACGACUGCUUCAGCGCAAACGAGAUGGUGCUCCUCGACGCGCUGGGCCUGUCCGAUGAGCAGGGUAAAGCGCAUGAGUUGGUCCGCCGGGGAGGGAUUACGUAUGGUGACAAUAUGAAGGUGCUCGUCAACCCCAGCGGCGGGCUCAUCUCAAAGGGCCACCCGCUCGGCGCCACGGGUAUUGCGCAGUGUGCGGAGCUCGUGUGGCAUCUGAGGGGUUGGGCGAAUAACCGCGCGGUGCCGCGGACUAAGUACGCGCUGCAGCAUAAUUUGGGGCUGGGGGGUGCGGCUGUGGUGACGGUUUAUCGGAGGGCGGAUGGUAAGGAGGCGAAUGUUCUUGAGUCGGAGGCUGUUGGGAGGGUUAAUAAGCUGGAAUACAAUCCCGCUGUCGAGGCGAGGGGCUUUACGCCCGAGCAGGCCAGGGCUGUGAGGAGCAGGGACAAGGUCAAUGACUUUGCCAUGACGGCCACGCUGCCCAUGCUGAAGGCAGCUCAGGCGAGGGUGUAGGUGACGGCAGGUGUAGGGAUAGGUUCCAGUUGUAAUAUUGUAUGUAUGAUAUGCAGCGGCAGCUAGUAACUGAUGAACGAAGAUUAUGGCGAUUUGGAC
Canariomyces notabilis is the source of this 1734-nucleotide messenger RNA. Its product is annotated as thiolase-like protein. Gene Ontology annotation, molecular function: acyltransferase activity, transferring groups other than amino-acyl groups. The coding region runs from base 238 to 1635 and encodes 465 amino acids. The transcript has 2 exons. Lineage: Eukaryota; Fungi; Ascomycota; Sordariomycetes; Sordariales; Chaetomiaceae. The record is from RefSeq and is a predicted model, not a curated record.